This is a messenger RNA of Triplophysa rosa, 6298 nucleotides long. RefSeq names its product RPGR interacting protein 1 (gene rpgrip1). Gene Ontology annotation, molecular function: zinc ion binding. NCBI's taxonomy places the organism in Eukaryota, Metazoa, Chordata, Actinopteri, Cypriniformes, Nemacheilidae. The record is from RefSeq and is a predicted model, not a curated record. Bases 215 to 5101 code for a protein of 1628 amino acids. Gene Ontology annotation, cellular component: photoreceptor connecting cilium. The transcript has 33 exons. Gene Ontology annotation, biological process: retinal rod cell development; non-motile cilium assembly.
GUGCAGGCAGCGGGACAACACUGGUGCGAUGUGCAGGCAGCGGGACAAUGGCGGUCAGAGAGCAGCCUUUGAAAAUAUCUGAGAGCGCCAGCAUUUCCCUUCCUGCCUCCAUGGGAGCCAACCCUUCCCCUUCUGUUGCCAUUGGAGCUUCCAUGAGAGACAACCCUUCUUCUUCCACCUUGAGGAGAGCCAGCACUUCUCCUUCUGCCAUUUGAUGUCAUCUACCCCCCUUCUGUCCGAGGAGUUGUUCCAGUGCUCGGUGUGUCUGGAUGUGUUCACUCAGCCUGUUUCUCUGCCGUGUGGUCAUACAUUUUGCCAGUCAUGUGUUCUGACACAAUGGACGGCAUCUGGUGCUUCCCACUGCCCAAAGUGCUCCACAGUUUUCCAGGAAAUACCAGAACUGUGUGAAAAUUCUUUUGCUCGUGAGAUGGCCGAGCAAAUUCGUAAGCAGAGGGGUCAAAGGCCAAUGGCGCAAUAUCCAGUGAACUCAGACAAUAUUUUAUGUGACAUGUGCACUAAAGAGAAAGCAUCACUUGCUGUAAAAUCAUGUCUGGUGUGUGUGGCUUCAUACUGUGCGGAUCAUGUGACCUCUCACACCUCCAGAUUCAUUAAACACAUGCUGGUGCCACCGCAGAGAAGGAUGGACAAGCGAAUUUGCAGAAUACAUGAAAGACCCUUGGAGCUUUACUGCAGAUAUGACCAAACCUGUGUGUGCGUGCUGUGCACGAAUACAGAACACAAGACCCAUCAAACAAUACCAGUGGAAAGAGAAUGGGAAGACAGAAAGAUUCAGCUACAGAAGACACAGUCUGACCUUAAGAGGAUGAUUAAGGAGAGACGGAGAAAAGUAGAGGAGCUCAAGGACUCUAUAAAGUUAAGCAAAGAGAACACAGAUGGAGAGAUGGCAUUCAGCCUUGAGGUCUUCACUACACUGUUGCAGUUUAUAGAGAGAAGUCAAAAUGAGCUGAUCCAAAACAUGAAGCAAAAGCAGAAAACAGCAGAGACAAAAGUGGGGAAACUCAUUAAAGAACUGGAGAUGGAUAUCUCUAAACUACACACUAAACACUCCGAGCUGGAAAAACUCUCAUGUUCUGAAGAUCACCUCCAACUCAUACAGUCGUUCCCUAACCCAGGUGUGGUGCCUCAGUGUAAAAGCUGGUCACAGAUCAGCGUGCACACGUCUCAGGGACUGGGGUUACUGAGAGAAACUCUGACUGCUACAGAAGAACUGAUGGUGAUGCAAAUACACACUGUCACACAGAGAGUUUUUAGGAUGUCAUUGGCUGCAGUGGAUGAGACGGCAGGUGACCUCCCUGUGAGAGAUGUGGGCUUGAGAGGACUCAUACCUGUUCCCCAAGACAUAGAUCAUGAUGCAAAAAACUGGAGAAGACCACCACAUGUGCUGAAGAUAAGGGAUCGUCAGCGUUUAUUCAAAGUACCACAUGAGCAGCUGGAAGAUCAGUGUCUACGUCUAAAGGAGGAGAACACACUUCUCAAACAGCACAGUCGCACACAAGAGCAAAAACUACGCAGGUUGUCAACUAAACUGCUGAGAUUAAAGCAAGGACCUGAGGCUGUGGCAAGGGAUGGUGAACUGGAGGACACUAUUCAAGAGCUGGAGGCUCGUGUAGCGACUCUAGAGAGCCAGAAGAGGAUGCUGCAGAGUAAACUCAAUCUAGCCAAACAACAUAUUUUGGACCUGGGUGUCAGAGCCCAUUACAGACCAAGGACAGGUGUCCGGCGAGCUGCUCAAACCGCUCCUGCUCGCUGGGGUUUCAGUUCAACGGAUGAGGCCAGAGGAGAGAUAGACAGAUUACUUGCAUUACUCAGAUCUGCCAUCACAGAAACCCAGCAAGAGAGGGUGGCAGAGCUGGAAUUUACAUCUCUCAGAGAGACACUCAGACACAAAGAGAAAGAAAUCGAGAGUGUCCUGAAAGAUUUACGCAGACAACAAGCUGAUGGAUACAGGCUCACCAUAAAGGAUAAUGUAGAUGUGAUCAAACUGCAGAAGCAGCUCUCUGAAAAGAGCGCCGCCAUUCUGGUCAUUCAGGAAAAGUUCACUGUUCUUCAGGAGGCUUAUGAGAAUCAGCUUGAGGAGGAACAAAAAUCUUUAAAAGAGAGUCAAGGAGCAUUGCUGAGAAAGGUGGAGGAAUUUAGCGAAGAGUUGAAACAGGAAAAACAGAGAGUGUUGACAUUAGAAGAGCAGCUCAACAAUGCCACACUUUCACUGCAAGCUCUGAGAGAGCUUCAGGAGAGAGUUUUAGAUCUAGAGGAGGAGCAGAAUCUUUUAAAGAAGAGCUAUGAUUCACUUCUGGAGAGCACAAUGUCUAGCCAGACCCAUCAACAGCCACAUGAUGAUGAAGAUAGAAAAAGGGAAACAGAUGAGGUACAGAGGCUUGAAGAAAGACUGCAAGACGAGACAAAAGAGAGGAGGAUACGGAAGAAGGAGAUGGAAAAGCUAAAACAAGAGAAUGAGGAACUUCAGAAGGAAAAGGAAUGGAACAGAGAUAUAGUUAUGUCCUUCAGAGACAAACAUGACUGCUUGGAGCGAGAAGUCCUACAACACAGACACGAAGUCACAACUUUACAAGAGAAACUUGACUCUGUUACAAAAGAGUUUGAUAUGAGUGUAGAAGAUCUGAGUGAAACACUACUGCAGAUUAAGGCCUUCAGAAUGAAAAAGGAAACUCAAAAGGAGAUGAAGACCGUUAUGGAGAGACAUGAAAGAGAGAGAGAGGAGAACAAGAGAAGGGCAGGGGAGAAAGACAAACUGUUGAAAAGCAGAGCUCUUCAAAUCACCAAUUUACAAGUUCAGCUCAAGGAGUUACAAUACAGUCCUACAAACUAUAAACGGACCACACUGCCACAAACCAUCCCACUGCAGUACACCUGGACAGGACUAGAGCUACAUUCAGUCCAACCCACUGAGGACGACACAAUAUUCAGACAUGUGCAUGAGGGAGAGUCGCUUCUAGAGAUCCAUUUCACAGGAGCCACAUUUACACUUCUGGGACUGAGACUCAUGGGACAAGACACAGGAGAUCAGCAAGGGCUGGUGACGUUUUGCACGUAUGGCUUUCUUGAUUUUGAGAGCCUCUCAACACCAUUAAUAUGUGGAGAACAGCCAAAUUAUGGCUUCACGUCACAUUACGCUCUCGCUGCCUUUGACGUGGAGAAGCUCAGGGUUCAGGGUGCUUUUAUUAUCGCUGAACUGCACCAGGCGCUCGGAGGGGUGAGAUUCAUGACCCGUGGCCGAGCGAGGAUCUCUCUACUGGACGCGCUACAGCGGAGAGGUGAAUGGAUGAAAAACAGAGCCAACAUUACAGGGGCUGAAGGGGAAGUUAUAGGGAUCCUUGAGUUUUGGGUAUGUUUGCACCCACAGGUGGAACAGGUGGAAUCACUAAUGAAUAAAACUAUGAGAAGUGUAGAAGCAGCAAGACACACCAGAGGUUCAGAAUGGGCUACUGGUGAACCAGAGGAAAUAUUUGACUACGGUGGAGGGAUACCCAAUGAGCUGGAGGUUGUACUGGAAAGGUGUGUGGGUCUCAGGACACACUGGCCAGGACUGCUUCCUGAUGCUUACCUAACUUACCGUCUUUAUGACUUACCACCUCACUCCACAGCCAUUAUCCAGAGCUGUGCAGAUCCCGUCUUUAAAGACUCAGUGAGAUAUCCAUUAGCUGUCACUAUGGAUCUAUUAGAAUACCUGAAUGCGGGCAGCCUUUGGGUAUAUGUGUUGGAUGACAGCGAAAGACAGACGCCUCCUGCGUACCUGGCAAAGACACCAAUCCCACUACGGGCCCUUGCAACAGGCAGACCAAUCAGAAGUGAUUUUGUUCUUAGAGACCCUGCCGGCAAUCCAAGAGGAAUGUUGAGAGCCAGUCUGAGAUGGAAGUAUCCUUUCUAUGCACCUGAAUCAACCUUAAAACAAAGAGAACGAGAAGAACCAAAGACAAAGAGGGCUGAAAUAUCACAGAGACCCACUACCAAGCCCAGUCCUCCAUCAGCCCAUAGACCCAAAACUGCUCAGGCUCACCCAUCCGUGUCUAAACGGACAUCUGAAAGAGUUUCAGUGACACCCACUCAAUCUCCAGCUCCGAAACGAAUCCCACCUAUGCAGAGGUCAUAUCCCAGUAAACCUUCAUAUACUUCAACUCAAGCAUCAAGAUCAGUAAGGGGGAAAAACCACCACACUGCAGCAUUGCUCAUUCCAGACAAAGCAUCCAGAAAGACGGCUCACUUGACUCCUGCCAUGUCUAUUAAGUCACAUGAAUCUGAUCGUGUUAUCGACUUCAGACCAUCAAUCUCAGAGCCAAGCAGCCCUCAUAGCCGAAAGAGUGAUUAUAGUGAGUCAAGAGAACAGGAGGAUGAUGAAGACAAGAUGGAGGAUAGAUCUCAAAGUGAAAUUCUUCAGUCUUAUGAAUCCAGAGAAUCAAGUGAAAGUGAUGUUAUCGUAAUUCCUCAUCCUCCAAAGCCACAUAAACAGGGAGACAUACUGAGAGUGGAAAUCCUGUCACUAUCUUUUAACCCAACCUCCAAUGUCGCACUUAACCAAUCAGUGCAUCAAGUCUAUGUGGAGUACCGCCUGCUAGGCGUUCCCAUGGAGACAACAGAAACGCCCAUGUCUUUACGUAAACCAACUGAAGGAGAGGAAAUUCAUUAUAACUUCAUGAGAGUUAUUCAUGUAGAUUCUAUAGAUGCAGCUCCUCUGAGACAUUAUCUCUACACAAUGCUGGAAGGUACUGACCCCAACCAGGGCAGGUUAAAGUUCACUGUAGUGAGUGAGCCCAUGGAUGAGCAAGAAGAAUGUGAAGAUGUUGGAGUUGCCUAUUUGGAUUUACGGCAACUUCUUUUGACUGGAAAUGAUGUUAUUAAACGGCAAAUCAAUGUUGUCAGUGUGAAUGAGGAGCAGGUGGUGGUGGGAAACUUGAAAGUAUCUGUAGAGGCUGCACAGGCUCUGAAUGGAAUCUAUCAUGAAUAUCAUCAGAUUGAGAAGAGUGACAGAAGAGCACAGACAAACAGCACAGAAGAUGAAGAACUGAUGAAGAUAAACGACGAGAUGAAGGUGCUUGAGUUUGAUGGAGACGACAGUGAUUUUUGAUGAAGAUCUAGAAUCUGAAUGUAUUUUGCUUAUUGACCGUGUCUAGCCACAAGAGAAAAUUUCCUGUCAUUAGCCUGUCCCUAACGUACACUUUAGAAGUUUAACAUAGACUCAGUCAGUCACCAGCCAAUGGUUUUUAUAUUUAUAUGAGGCUAAUAAAUGAGGCAAGUCUGUGUUAUCACACAGAGUUGUUUCAUUUAUUAUCCUUAUAUAAAUAUCUGCCUUUUUAGCAUAAACAGGAGACUGAAACAUUUUCCAGAAUUUCAAGAAUAUAGAAAACUCUAAUGAAGCAUUUUAAUUAUGUAGUAUUUUUCCUAAAACAAAUGCAUCUGCAUUCACAGCCUUUUGUAAAUUAAAGGUUUUUACAAGGUGCCUGGCAGUGCAUCUAUAGACUAGUUUGCUGUUGUAAUGAGAACAUUUAGCAAACUUUACGAAAAGCACAAAAACAAAAUAUCAGUAAAUGUUUCAUAUCCAAGGCACACACAAUGAGACAACAAAGCCCUUAUCUGUGUGACCUCAAAGAGCCAUCACAUUAAUCAUAACUGCCUUUAGUGUCUGUUUAAACAGCUACUGUAUUCAGUUAUCGUGCAUGUGUGAAGAGAAUGUGUGUAAAUAAGACAAUAUCACUGUAACCGUAAGGUAUACUUGAUCAUUAAAUUCCCUGUCAUGCAAUUUUCCCUGUCAAGGAACAAAGAGUUUUGUUUACACCGUUAAAAAGAAUAUGUAAAAAUAGGCCACAAUAUAUUGUAUAAAUAUGAAGGAAUUUGCCGUAGUUAAGGGUUCACCGAAAAAUAUAAUUUUACUCACCCUGGAGUUGUUCCAAACCUGUCUAAAUUUCUUUGUUCUGAUGAACACAGAAAAAGAUAUUUGGAAGAAUGCUUGUAACUAAACCGUUCUUGUCCACCAUUGACUAUAGGAACAAUUACAACAGUAGUCAAAACUGCCCCAGAACUAUUUGCUUUCCUACAUUCUUCAAAAUAUUUUACUUUAUGUUCAGCAGAACAAAGACAUGUAUGAAGCAGUUUUUCCUACUUUGGAAAUUUAUACAGAUUUGGAACAACUUGAGAGUGAGUAAAUGAAGACAGGAUUUUCAUUUUUGGGUGAACUGUUCCUUUAAGUUUUUACAGUCGUUUCAUCCAUAUAUUAAAAUUUGCACUGCAUUGUGUUUUACAUUAACGGAAUAGUCUGUAAAAUAAA